ACAAGAGAUAAAGAAAAUGGACUCACAUACAAAUCACUGUCCGUAAGAGUCCCCAACCCUUUUCCCACCAGAUAGACGAACGAUCCAAUGGGGUCCCUUACCCAGGACCCAGGUUUUUUUUAAUCAGACCCAAGGUUGAUCAAAUGCGUCAACAAUAUAAUCACCUGUUAGACUGAUAAAUUGCUGAGUAAUAGUGUCUCUCUCCAGGAUCAGAGUUGGGGAAUCCUGCAAUAGAUGUUUUCUUGUUUUUUUAUUAUUUGACACGACAGUUAUACACAUUAAAGCCAUAGCACAGUACACAGAGGGUUUUCUUCUCAUCGUCAUUUGUGUAAAUUUUAACCACAAGACAAACAGUUCUGAGCAAAAUCAAUACAGCCCCCUCUGCAGCGGCAGCUCAUCACAGGAGUGACUGAUUACACAACCCUGUUAUUGGAACACCGACUGGAAACAUGAAGCUUCUCCUGAUACUGUGUUUUUGGAUUUGUUUUCUGAUUGAAAAUAACAAAUGCACUCCAAAACACGAUCAGGUGUUCUCCAUCACCUCAAAAACAGAGGAGGAAGUAAGCAUCGUCAGAAACGUGUCCAGCGAUUAUGAGACGGUGCUGUGGCAGCCUGCAGCUCCUGGGUACAUCAAGCCCAAUAUGGAGGUGCACCUGUUUGUCCCUGGAUCCAGCCUGACCACUGUGAAAGAUCUACUGACCAAACACCACAUCUCACACCAGAUUCUGCUGCAUAACACCCAGGAGCUGAUAGAGAAGCAGACCCAGAGCAAUGCCUCGGACCCGCGCAGCAGUGGCUCCUACUACGAGCGCUACCACCCCCUGGAGGACAUCUAUCAUUGGAUCAAUAAAACCAAACACGAUCACCCAGAGAUGGUGGAGGUCAUUCUGAUUGGAUCCUCAUAUGAAAAGAGACCACUUCUUGUUCUAAAGCUGUCAGGGAAGGGGGGAAGUCAGCCGAAGAGAGCCAUGUGGAUAGACUGUGGGAUCCACGCCAGAGAGUGGAUCUCCCCAGCGUUCUGCCUCUGGUUUGUCAACUACGCAAUUGAUUUCUACAAUAUAGUUGCUGAUAUCACUGAAAUCCUGGACAGCAUGGAUGUCUAUGUGCUUCCUGUGAUGAACCCGGAUGGGUAUAAAUACACAUGGACCACAAACCGCAUGUGGAGAAAGAACCGCUCCUGGCACCCAGAAAAUUACUGCCCGGGAACGGACCUCAACAGAAACUUUGAUGCAAACUGGUGCACGGAGGGCUCCUCCAGCAGGGCCUGUGAUGAUACGUACUGCGGCCUGUUCCCCGAGUCGGAGCCUGAAGCAGAGGCCGUGGCUAACUUCCUGCGCAGCCACAAGUACACAGUGAAGCUGUACCUGUCCAUGCACUCCUACUCCCAGAUGCUGCUCUUUCCCUACUCCUGCUCCUACCAGGAGGCCAGCAACCACCAGGAGUUGAAUGAGCUUGCUCAAGAGGCAGCACAGAAGAUCAGGAUGUAUUACAGGAACACUUACAAAUAUGGAGCUGGAGCCAGAACUAUAUAUCUUGCCCCCGGUGGCUCUGAUGACUGGGCCUAUAAGCUGGGAAUCAAAUACUCCUUCACCUUUGAGCUGCAGGACAGGGGGCGCUACGGCUUCCUUCUGCCCCCAGAACUAAUCUCCAAAGCCUGCAACGAGGCCCUCACAGCGCUCAAGACCAUUGCCCUCGGGGUCAUCAAGAAAACCCAGUAACCCUGCCGCAAUACUCCCACUAUAACGUCCCAAACUAUUAUACUACAAAACCCAGUAACCCUGCCGUAAUACUCCCACUAUAACGUCCCAAACUAUUACACUACAAAACCCAGUAACCCUGCCGUAAUACUCCUACUAUAACGUCCCAAACUAUUACACUACAAAACCCAGUAACCCUGCCGUAAUACUCCCACUAUAACGUCCCAAACUAUUACACUACAAAACCCAGUAACCCUGUCGUAAUACUCCCACUAUAACGUCCCAAACUAUUACACUACAAAACCCAGUAACCCUGUCGUAAUACUCCUACUAUAACGCCCCAUUGAACUAUUAAACUAUGCCAUUGGCUUGAUCCUGCCAGACAUUUUAGUGUUUAACCAGUGUUGUGUUUGAUCAUUCAGAACAGAUGCUUGUCUGAUUUUUUCCCUCUUUCAAAUCAAUAAUUACAUUGUCUUUUUGCACUAAAAUUUUAACGUAAUCCUGAAUGUGCAGCCAUCCUACAUAACGUUCACAAAUGUAGCUAUCAGCUGGAGCUGCAAUCAUUUCCCAGGUAUAUCGUAUAAAUUUAUCUAAUGAUGUGCACACCUCUAAAACCCCUUAAAGUAAUCCAGGUGAGGUGGUUUGCUUGACAGCAGUGCCCUACUUAGGAAGUGAACCUGCAAUCUCUAACGCACAGUUUCACAAAUAUUAUACUGAACUACUGCUUUAGUACACCUACAAAUGUAUUAGGCAUUUAAUAGUGAUACAAUUUAAAUAGAAUUCAACUUCAGAUACAUUUUUGAAAGUACAUAUUGCCAUGUAAUCUUGAACUACUAUGUUCUGUUCUGCUGAUCAUUUUUAACUUGUCUUAGAUAAAAAAACAUGUACAAAUA
Molecule: messenger RNA, 2590 nt
Organism: Anguilla rostrata (American eel)
Lineage: Eukaryota; Metazoa; Chordata; Actinopteri; Anguilliformes; Anguillidae
Gene: cpb2
Product: carboxypeptidase B2 (plasma)
Exons: 11
Coding region: 450-1718 (422 amino acids)
Biological process (GO): fibrinolysis; proteolysis
Molecular function (GO): metallocarboxypeptidase activity; zinc ion binding
Source: RefSeq, a predicted model, not a curated record